GAGUGGCAGAAAAACGAACUACAAAUCGAAACGACGGUUAACAAACAACCAACGACCAUCAACAAAAAAUCAACAGAUGUGCGAAUUAAAUUCGUUUUCCAAAGUGAUAUUUUUACUUUAAGGUUGAAAUGCAGAACUUGAGCGGGGACAAACGAUUUUUGACGCCGCGAGCACAGAUCGGUCGGGUCGUGCACAGAACAAACACGGCGGACCGCAAUAGAGUUUCAAGGAUGAAACGCCAAAUAGAUGACAUUGAGGAUGAAAUGGAGGAUGUGCAGCAAAAGCACGCCGAGCUGGAGAGGCGAUUCAAGGACGAACAAAUCAAAUCCAAAGAUUUGACCAAGCGAAGCCAAAACCUUCAGGAAGAGUCGGACACUCUGAGAAAAGAACUGAGUAACGAGAAAGAAAACAACAAAGAACUGCAGACUUUAAACACGCAGAAAAUUCGGGAACUGCAAAAGCUGCGAGAAGAGUUUGCAGCCCAUGUUGCCCAACAUGAGGGUCUGGUGGAAAAUUUCAACCAACUGAAAGAGGAAAAAACAAAACUCGCUCAAAGGCUCUCAGCCUCUGAAGCCUGCAGCAGGAACUUCAGAGAAAGCGAAGAGCAGCUGAGGAGUGAAAAUGAGACACUGAAGGACUUGGAAUUUCAACUCAGACAAGAACUGCAAAGGGUGAAAUUGGAGAACGAGCAAAUCAGUGAAAUGCUUUACUCGAGGAACAGACCAGACUUUGACGUUUCCAUGUCUCCUGCACGUUUAAGCGUAGGAGAAAAUAUGGCAGAGGCCGUGACUGACUUGAAGCUCAUCGAAAAGGACGAAGAAAUUGAAACUUUGUCCAAGAAGAUCGAGUCUCUCAUGACCAGAUUGCAAGAGUUGGAGGCGGAAAUUGACAAAAAAGACCGGAUGAUCAAUGGUGAGAAAGAAAAACGUGUCCAACUCGAAACGGACAGGACUGUCCUUGAGGAGAGGCUCGUCAAGUGCCUGGAGGAGUUGGACAUGUCCAGGGUAGAAACGGACACAAUUCAGAGGAAGGUCGUCGAGUUGAACGAGGACCAUUCUUCACUCCAGGCUGCCAUGGAGGAGCGUCUUGGUGAAAUCACUCGCCAGAGAGACGCCCUCGAGCAGUUGGAGAUGGAAAUCAGUGAAACUCGUAGCAGUUUGGAGAAAACCCACGCGAAUGAACUGAAGUUGCAAGGCAGCCUUGAGGAAGUAAACUCGAAGCUGAAUAAUUGCCAGUGCGAAUUGGCCGAGUCGAUGAAAACUCUUGGUGAGAAAACGCGCAGUCUGGAGUCGGUUCAAAACCAGUUGGUGAUUUCCAAAGAAAAAAUCAGCGAGUUUGAGGAGAGUUGCAAAAAGCUCGAGGCCGAUUUGCAGCAAAAGGAAGCUGGCCUCAUCGGUGUUGAGGCCGAGUGCAGACUUUUGAAGGAGUCUGUUAUCAAAUUUGAGGUUGAAUUGGCAGCAACAACAGAGGUGAUGCGCACCAAGGUCGAGGAGCUUGAGAGGCAGAAAUCGGAACUCGAAGAGGUGACUCUGGUUGCCGCUCGAUACAAAGAUGACUUUGAAUCAACCAAGCAGGAAUUGGAACAGACAAAGGCCAGUUUGGAUGAAAAGCUCGUUGAGCACAACAACUUGAAGCAGGACUACAAUGAAAGGUGCUGCGAGUUGAGCCAAAGUGUGGAGAAAUUUACCCACGUCGCCAAAGAGAAAGACAAACUGGAGAACGAGUCUGAGAACUUGAACCGCCACAUUGAGGAACUCGAGUGGGAGUUGCAGGAGUGCAGAGCCACUCUGGGAAUUCAGGUGGUUAAUUUGGAAAGCAAAAGGGCUGAGUUGGAGGAGCACAUCAAGAAAUUGGAGGUGUCUCUGGAGAGCACACGUCACGAGCUCUCGACGACUCAGGAAAUCUUGGCAUCCACUUCGGAAGCGAGGGACCAGCUGGUGGAACAGCUUUCCCAAUCACACCAAGAGGCCAAGUCCUCGAAGGCUGAGGUCUCCGAGCUGCAGUCCAGGGUUGAGUCGGACCAGGAUGCCUUGCGCUCAGCUGCUCGCCAGCUCGAAGAUGCCAAGCAGGAUAUUUCCAACCUGAAGGAAAAACUUGAACGUGAGGAGAAUGAAUCUGUAACGAGCAAGCGAGCCUUCUCGAGCAGUCUGGAAAGCAAGGAACAAAGUCUGCUGGAGAUGUCCCGUCAACUAUCCGAGACCUCGACCGCUCUUACCGAGCUGACCACUUGUCUCGCCAACAAGGAGCAGGAACUGGCUGACUGCAUUGAGGCCCUGCGCAGAGAACGAGUCCAUCUGAAGGAAAGCCGAGCCCAUGUUCAGUUGCUGACUGACAAUCUUGCUGCGUCUGAAAGUUGUCUCUCAGAGACUUGCGCCAAGCUUGAAGAAGCUGAAAGCAAAGAAGUCACUCUGAACAACACAUUAGCCUCUAGGAUGGAAAAGAUUGGCCAGCUUGAAGAGCAGCUGAAUUUGAGUUUUGUUGAAACCGAAGCCCUGAAAGAGAAACUGGAAGAUAAUUCUAAAUUGCUUUCCGAUAAGACCAAGUUGGCUGAGGAUGCUUUUGAGCAGGUCCUAAUUCUUGAGCAGUCUCUUUUUGAGAGUGCUGAGAACCAGAAGAUGAUUGAAGGUCGUUACAAAGAGGCCAAUGAUAAGCUCGAGCAAGUGACCUCACACCUUGCGGAAAAACAGACCAAAUUAGACUCGAUUGAGCAGCAAUUGGAGGAAAGUAGCCUGGCUCUGAGGAACCUUGAGCAAACGGUCCAUGAAAAGGAGGAUGAGUUGGCUCGAGUGGAGGAGGAACUCAAUGAAACAAAACAAAACGUGGCUAAUUUGUCCCAAGAGCUGGCAGAGAGUGCUAAGGUUUUGAAGGUCAAAGAGCAAGAGACGCAUUUGGCACUGGAGAAAAUUUCUCAGUUGGAGGCCAACAUUGUUGAGCAGGAGCAGAUCCUGAGCAGUGUGCAAAUGACACUUAAGUCCGAGAUUGAAGCCAAGUGUCGUUUGGAAUCGCAGCUCGAGACUUUAAACACCCAGCAAAGCAACGGAAAAAUUGCUCUUGAGAAGAAAAACGCAGACUUGGCCAAGUUGGAGAAAAAGUUGAGUGAUGAGAAGGCCAAGGUGGACCACUUGGAUGCAGACCUGGCCUUCAGCAAUUUGGAACUGAAGAAAUCCAGGACCAAGGUUGAGAAGCUGACGGAAGAGUUGGAAAGCAAGACUGGAGAAGCAGAGAGCUUAAAAAAUGAAAUCCAGGCCAAGGAGAGCUCCAUUUCUCAGCUACUUGAUAAGGUCCAAGAGGUGAUAGCUGCUUUGGGUGAAAAGACUGCAGAGCUUGAUGACCAGAUAAACCAACACAAUCAGACAAAGAGGAAUUUGAAUGAGCUAAACAUUCAGAUGGAAAUGGCUGGAGAUGCAAAUACAGAAGUGAGAGCUCUCACCGAGGAGCUGGAAAAACUGAGAGCGGAUUUGAUUCAUGAGAAGACUCUGAAAAGUUACGCGGACGAAAACUUCAACAGGUGCAAGGAGGAAAUUAAAUCAUUGCAGCAGACGCAAGAAAAGUACAAGCAUGAGAUGAGUUUGAUGCGAUCUUCACUGGCUGAAGUCCGCAACCAGUACUCUCAGCUGUCCAGGGCCAAUGACGCCCUCAAGAACGAGUUGCAGAUGAAGGCAAGUGACACGGAGAAGGCAAUAAGGGCCAAGUACGACAAGAAACUGGAGGAGAUGAAAGUCAAGUUGGGCGAGUACGUCAACAAUCAAGCGGCUGAACUGCAGAUCGAGAUCAGCAAUAAGCGCAAAGAAAGGGACCAGUUGAGAGUUUUGGUUGCCAAGUUGAAACAGGAGGCGGCUGAAAACAGGGAGAAGCAGAACAGACAAGCAGCUUCGUUGGCCGAGGAAACUGGUCUGCGUCGUCACCUGGAGGCCCGUCUGGCCGACUUGGAGCGCAAGCAGAUCAUCGAGCGCCAGAACAUGCCUCCGCCAAGGAGCGCAGUUCCUCCCACUCGACAAGUUCAAAGCUCUUCAAGUCUAGGCAGCUGGGCCGCCCCAAAGCCUGUCGUAGCUCAACCCAGAGCUCGCAGUCAGAACACAUUGUUGGGAAGUAGUAAUGCUUCGUCAAACACCAGCUCAGGUAGCACUCGACCUCUUCUCUCAGGUAUCGGCAACUUGCUCCGCAUGGAAGACGAAGAAGGCGAGCAGUUCAAUCCCAAGUUUUUGGAUGACCUGAGAACAGGAACUGGUGUUGGCAGUGAUUGGGAAACGGGAAGGUUGAGCGAGCUGCAGAGGCGCAACUCCCUCUACCCAAGUCACUUGAAGUCUUCUUACCCUGUCGAGACUCAGUUCCUUCCUGAUGUAAAGGAGGAAGAGCUCAAGGCUCCUCCAGCACCUGAUGAGAACGAAUGGCUUUUGGGCAAUGCCAGUCAUGACAACCGAAAGCAAAAAGAACGUCCGCAAGGAGUUCAGACCCGUUACAAGAAACCAGGACCUCCGACUCCUGGCAAGAAUAACAAAGCCCCAGGCGAAACCACCCCUAGGAGCGUUCUGCGAGAGUGUAACCAGAACACUGCCCUGCUCGACAGUGCCGGCAAGCGCAAGAGCUCGACCCCCAGUCGUUUGAGGCUGCUCUUCAUGGGCAGUUCAAAGCGUGUUGGCCAAGACAAAAGUUACUCAGACGAAAAUGAUGCAUGCAGGAACCCACUCAAGACGUCCACCCAGAUUUCACCUGCAAUCCGUCGACCAGUUCUAAUCCUAAUUAGCGUGCUUAUUUUCUUUAUUAUCUUUGUAACUUUUAAUCACUUGAUGUCUUGGUAUUUUAGCAAAACCACUUAUGUUGCAAAAUUUCCUGUUUAAAUUUGAAACAAGCUCAAACCUUCCUUUCACUAAUUUCCCUCGCUUAUUUUUGAUAAAAUUCUGUAUUUAUAUUCGAACUUUGUAUGUACCUGACAUUUUGUAAUGAUGUUUUUUUGUUAAACUUUUGUAAAUAAUGUACUCUAGUUGCAUGUAUCUUAUUAUGUUUGCUAAUGUAAUUUGUAUAUCAUUUGUAAAUUUGCAGAAUUCGUCGAUUACUCCGAGAGGAAAGAGAAACGGCAUUUUUCGAAGAUAGUAAGUGAAAAAAAUGUCACAUAGUAAUUUGUUAAAUGUUUUGUAGUCAAUAAUGAAUUGUUCUCUAGUAUUACUCAAAAUUAUGUGCUUUGCAUUCCAAUUGUUUUAAAAUAAUUAUUCUAUGUGAGAACAUAAUAUUAUGUAUACAAGCUUAAUUUUUUUCAAUGAAGCUGUUUGGGAAGUGAAAGCAAAGUAAGUAAAGUCAAAAAUAUAUUACUUUUACUUCAUUAAAAAUGAGGAAUUUAUU
Molecule: messenger RNA, 5337 nt
Organism: Neocloeon triangulifer
Lineage: Eukaryota; Metazoa; Arthropoda; Insecta; Ephemeroptera; Baetidae
Product: early endosome antigen 1-like
Exons: 22
Coding region: 129-4838 (1569 amino acids)
Biological process (GO): mitotic sister chromatid cohesion
Molecular function (GO): double-stranded DNA binding; cohesin loader activity
Source: RefSeq, a predicted model, not a curated record